Molecule: messenger RNA, 1131 nt
Organism: Eruca vesicaria subsp. sativa (arugula)
Lineage: Eukaryota; Viridiplantae; Streptophyta; Magnoliopsida; Brassicales; Brassicaceae
Source: the annotation of a GenBank genome assembly
AUGGCGUCCCCACCCCGUAAAAGAUCCAACACUCCGAGUGUCGUAGAGGCAGUGAAUCCUAGUUUUGAUGAUCUUCCAUCAAGCCUCUUGGAAGUAAUUAUGUCUCGGCUUGUAUUAAAAGAUAACAUCCGUGCCUCAGCUUCUUGCAAAACAUGGCGUGAAGCUGCAAUAUCUGUCCGUGUAGUAGAAGAACACCCUUGGCUUUUUUGUUUUCCUAAACGUGGCACUUCGUUUGAACUCCGCGAUCCGUUACAUUCGAAGUCGUACACUUUGAAUCUGCCAGAGCUAGCUGACUCCACUUUGUGUUACUCAAGAGACGGCUGGUUACUUAUGCGUAGAUCUGUUUCAAAAGACAUGUUCUUCUUCAACCCGUUUUCUCAGGAGCUCGUAACCUUGCCCAAGUUUGAGGAGUCUUUACUGGUGGUUGCAUUCUCUUGUCCUCCUACAUCGGAUCAUUGUGUCGUAGGCCUUGUGUCAGCGUUAAGUUUUGAUGUAGAGGCUCAAGAGAGAAGGAUAACCAUCAGCACUUGGCAUCCUGGAGCAACUGAGUGGAUCACUCAAGAGUCCGCGUUUCACUCUCGUUUUCCAGGCUACUAUACGAAAAACAGCAAGCUUUUCUAUCUCAAUAAAAUAUUCUAUUUCUUUCACUUCUUUAGCCACGGAGGAGGGAAUCUUUACUCGUUUCACACAUCUUCUCGCACAUGGUGUUUUCAUUAUGCGUAUGUCUUUAGUGAACAUCAAUUUAAUUAUUACCAGGAAGCAUCUUUUCUGGCAGAGAAGAAUGGAGAGCUCUUUCUCAUGCUUACAAGUGGGAAUGAGAAGCCAUUGAUCUAUAAACUAGUCUCUUUGCAUUGGGUAAAGAUGAGUAUUACCGAGCUUGACGGCUUGACAUUCUUUGUCAGUUAUUAUAACUCUGAGGUAAGACUUAAUCUCCCAUGGAUGAGGAACAAUGUAUACUUUUCAAGGUUUGGUUACAAUCGCAAGAGAUGUGUCUCCUACUCGUUUGAUGAAAGCAUGUACAGUCCGUCUAAGGAAUGGCACAAUUGGCUACAACUUUGCCCUCCUCAAAGCAUCUGGAUCGUCCCACCCAAGAACGUUUUAGACUAUCUGUCACAGUUGCAUGGAAAUUGA